AUGAAUGGCACGUCAUUCACGUCAUGUCUGCUUAUGCUAUUUUCACUCCUUCCGUGUGUGAUUAUGUUAUGUCGACCUAAACUUAAAGAACGUCAGACUUGUGCUUUAUCAAGAGCGCCAAUUAUUGCUGAGAAACGUACGAUGGCAAAUUAUGAAACAUUUUCGGGUAACAAAAACGAAGUACCGCAGAAGAAUUUAUCAAAAAAGGGAAAUAUCACAAAAAAAGGAAUUGUUACGUUGAAUAAUCCAGCAAAAAAAUUGCGCAACGAGAAGGAAAUUGGCUGCUCGUUGCUAAAUGGAAGCAGAAUUGACGGAAGUGAGCAGAGAGGCGAAAAUUUUGCGAUAAUUGGAAGCUUGAAUAGUAUGAGCAUUUCGGAAUUUCCUCCUUCACAUACUCUAGGAAUUGAGCCAAUAAAUGUUCCUUCUUAUACGUCAUCAGACUACAGUAUGAUGGAAGAGAUGUCAUCAUUUCUGGAUGCUCAAGGACAAAUGCAGCGAGCAUUACAUUUGCCAGACUCGACAGAUAGCCUCGCUACAGCGUUCGAGGAAUCUGCGUUAACUGCUAAAUCUUAG
Thelazia callipaeda (thelaziosis nematode) is the source of this 573-nucleotide messenger RNA. The record is from the annotation of a GenBank genome assembly. NCBI's taxonomy places the organism in Eukaryota, Metazoa, Nematoda, Chromadorea, Rhabditida, Thelaziidae.